AUGCCGAACUCUGCUCGCGUACCUCAACGCGACUCCGACGUGGCUGCGGCCGCCUCGGCGAUGGAGGCGCCCUCUUCGCCGAGUGUUGAUAACAAAGCCGUCCGCGAUGCGAGCACCCCCGUAGCAUCGCUUGGUGCCUCCUCCGGGUUCUCUGUGACGUGCAGUAUGCCCUCUGGUGGUGUGGCGCACACCUGUGUGAAGAUAGCCACCGGCGCCGCCCCCUCGGACGAGGUCUCGGCCUUCACCAACGCUCUUCUAUUAUCGGGCAACUCAACCCCGCUCGCAGGCACACUUACAACGAAGACGGAGACUAGCUUUAUGAACGUGGCGAGCUUUAACAACAGCGCCACCGUCGUUACGGGUGAGUUGCCGAGCCUGCAGAACGAGCAUGCUGCCAUGGCGGUGGCCUCUUGCUUUGAUACUAGGCCGAGGGUCACAGAGGCACUGGCAGCGGCGGCCAGCGCCACGAAUCGACCGUCGCUACUGCGUCCACUGGGGAGUGCUCCGAUUGAGGAUAGUGGCGGUCAGAUGCAACGUGCUGGCGAGGCGGACGCCCCAGUGCAGGGUCAAACCGCUGCGCCUCCCUCUUCUCCCCUAAUGGAAACGGGCAGCUUCAGUGCCUCUUUCAGCGGAGACGGCAGCAGCCGCCGCUUCCACACACUGCCCAGCGGGCUAUCAGAGGAUCUGCGGCUCACGCAGACAGCGUGCUACCUGGCCCCGCUCGGCUCUGCCGGAAGGCGCGAGGUGCAGCGGAGUGGCAAUGACAUCGACGUUCGGUGGGUGGCUGAGGAGGAGAGCCUGGCGGCAGCAGAGCCUGCACGACAAGCCGCAGGGAACGACGGCUUUGCUGCCGAGGGAAGCGCAGGCGCGACGGUUGCUGCGACGCAGCGUGCGUCGACGGAUGUGCGUGCUGCUACGUGCACGGCUCCAGCCAGCAACAUCAGUACCACUGUCACGGCAAUUGGAAUCGACGCUGCCGCACCUCUCUGUCCCGAAUUUGAGGUACUAGCGACGGUUCCAGCGCCUCUAGUUGAGCGAGUGCCGAUGCGCAUCCAUUGGUGUUGCGCGGCUCACUGGCGCGCGGUGCAGCGCACAGAGCGAGGGGCUCAGUGGGCCGUCGACGGCGCCCCUGCGGAUGUGUAUUGCGUGCCAGCCCACCGGCACGCGAAGAGGGAGCGGCGGAGCUUGUCGACCUCUUGCGUGGAGACCAUGCUGGAGUUGGAGCGGGACGGCAGUGGUUUCUCGGGUACGGGCGAGAACACGUGGUGGCUCCGUGAUGCGGCGGGCGCGGUGAAGCCGCAGCACUGGGAGGUGCAGAGCCUUUUGCCAGCUGCUGACGCGCCUGCCUCAACGUUGUACGACGACAGCAACCAUGCCGCCGUGGACGAGAAGCACGGCUCGCUCAAGACUCACUCGGGCUUGCUGCACGUGCACAGCCACAGCUGCACUGAUACGCUGACGUGCGAGUUCUGCGGCCACGCGGUCGAGACGUACUACUCUGAGAACUGUGACGGCGAGGCGACGGAGGCUAGCACGCCGACGACCGAGACGGGGCGUGUGUACAGUGCUCCGCUUGGGCGGUUUCAGGGCUGUCACGGCUGUGCUUCGGCAGGAGCGUGGUCGCUAUCUUCUUCCAAACUUCUGGCGUGCAGGUCGAAUCACCCGAGCAUCUUUAUGCCGCAGGUGCUGUUGUCCUCCUCGGAGUCGGCAGAGACGACGGUGGACUUGGACAUGAGCAGCGCCAUCUCAUCCGUCGAUGUGCCGUCGUGGUCGGACAGCGCACGCGAAGAGGCGCUGAUGGCAGCCGUCGCACUACUCCAGUAG
Messenger RNA from Leishmania mexicana MHOM/GT/2001/U1103, 1824 nucleotides. RefSeq lists its product as hypothetical. The record is from RefSeq and is a predicted model, not a curated record. Bases 1 to 1824 code for a protein of 607 amino acids. NCBI's taxonomy places the organism in Eukaryota, Euglenozoa, Kinetoplastea, Trypanosomatida, Trypanosomatidae. The transcript has a single exon.